Messenger RNA from Polypterus senegalus (gray bichir), 3407 nucleotides. It is a transcript of the gene ing5a, whose product is annotated as inhibitor of growth family, member 5a. Gene Ontology annotation, biological process: positive regulation of apoptotic signaling pathway; positive regulation of DNA-templated transcription. The record is from RefSeq and is a predicted model, not a curated record. The coding region runs from base 255 to 980 and encodes 241 amino acids. Lineage: Eukaryota; Metazoa; Chordata; Cladistia; Polypteriformes; Polypteridae. Gene Ontology annotation, cellular component: nucleus. The transcript is spliced from 8 exons. Gene Ontology annotation, molecular function: chromatin binding.
UCGUUGUAUCUGACCUCGCAAUAACGUUUAUUCUUAGCAAGGUCCGAGUCAAUAAGGACUACACUCAAGACAGUCCUGUCAUGAAUAAUUAAUAUAUUCCACAGUUUUUUUCUUCGGACUUUCAUUUGACGUUACAGGCAGCGGUAGACUGGACACAGCCAAUCAGCGAGGAGGAAGUCAUGAAUUUUUAAUUAGGGGGCUAUGUACGCCGAUUUCUCGCCGGCCGGAUUAAAAGAAUAUAGCGUUAAAACCCUAUGAAAAUGGCGACGGCAAUGUAUUUGGAGCACUAUCUGGACAGUAUUGAAAAUCUACCUUGUGAGCUACAGAGAAAUUUUCAUCUGAUGCGUGACUUAGAUCAAAGAACAGAAGAAAAAAAAAUUGAAAUUGACAAACUAGCAGCAGAAUAUAUUGCAAAUGUAAGGACUCUGCCCUCUGAGAAGAGAAUGGAACACUUGCAGAAAAUCCAGGUGGCAUAUAACAAGUGUAAAGAAUACAGUGAUGAUAAAGUGCAACUGGCCAUGCAGACCUAUGAAAUGGUGGAUAAGCAUAUCCGACGACUAGAUGCAGACUUGGCACGGUUUGAAGCAGACCUGAAAGAGAAACUAGAAGUGAGCGGUUAUGAGAGUCCUGAAGGAAGAGGCAUGAAGAAAGGCAGAGGGCAGAAAGACAAAAAGACGCCUAAAGGACGUGGUAGGAAGGGUUCUGAUGAAGAGUCCCCAAAGAAGAAGAAAUUGAAAACUGGUUCUGAUUACAGUGAUUCCAUUCUUGCUGUGCACCCAUCAGAUGUGUUGGAUAUGCCUGUUGAUCCAAAUGAACCAACAUAUUGCCUCUGUCACCAGGUUUCUUAUGGAGAAAUGAUUGGAUGUGACAACAAUGAUUGUCCAAUAGAGUGGUUCCACUUUGCAUGUGUUGAUCUCACAACAAAGCCAAAAGGAAAAUGGUAUUGUCCUCGCUGUACCCAGGAAAGAAAGAAAAAAUAGGAUCUAAGGUGGAUUUUGAGGAAAAUAAUAUAUAUUUUUGUUGUAUAAUAGCUUAGAAUGUUUAAUCUACAUAUUCUCUUUGAGUGGACAGUGACUUAUAGAGUCCUUAUGGCCAGUUGUAAUACUGACAAGCUUUUAAAAUUGUUAAUAUACUUGAAAUUACAGUAUGCGGUCCGUUACUGAUACCAAGAAUCAAUAUAUUGCACUUUUAAAUCUCCCUAAAUAACUGAAGUGUAUGAAAUUUUCAAUCUAGUAGCACAACAUACUGAAAAAUGUAAUGUCAGAAAACCAGCGAAAUCCAGAGACCGUCCAUAACUGACCUAAGUGACUGAGCUGAGUCACUAUUUUUUGGGAUAGAAACCACACUGUUAAAUUUAUAUGCUGAUGUACAUUUUACAGAAGUAAAGAAUGUAGGAGUGCCAUUAGAUUUUUUUCUAAACUGUGAAUUUAUUUUUAAUAAGGGAUUCUAUAUUAGUUGGUUUGAACGUAAUUUUAGUAUUCAUAGUAAUUCUGUAUCUGCUUACAGAUGUUUAUUUUAAACCUGUUAUAUAUAUAUAUAUAUAUAUAUAUAUAUAUAUAUAUAUAUAUAUAUAUAUAUAUAUAUAUAUAUAUAUAUAUAUAUGCGCCUGAAGAUAUCUAUGUAAUAAUUCUUUAUUUGUGCUGCUUUUGGCCUUUUUGCUAACAGGAAACCGCUGUGUUGCCCAAACGUUUGUAAUUGCCUACUUCACACUUUUACUGUAAUUAAGGAAUAUGAUUGUUCCCAUCUUGCAACUCCAGAGCCAGGUCUACUUUUGGCUUUAAAAUGUCAUAGUCUUCUACAAAGUAUAGUGUUUGUGUAUGUUUGUGUGCAGCAUGUUCUGUGUACAUGAAAAAUCAGGUUUAGAACUACCUGUUUUAUGGCAGGUUUCUUCAUCAUUUACCAAGCAAACUGCCCACUGUCUGACCUAGGAAAAGACAAUUAACUUUUGAUUGGUAAAGAUAGUGUGAUUUGACACUGAGGAACACACAUUCAUCGCCAAUCUAAUGUGUGUUUUGUUUUCCUUGAAUAAGUUGUAGAAGUAGAUCAUGAUCUAUAAUCCUAUAAUAUGGUCUAGGACUGAAAAUGAUAGUGUGUGCGUGUGUGUGUGCACACCUGUGAUUGUCUAUAACGUUUGCACUAUUAAGUGAAUGCUGGACCAGUGUGUAUGUGCUUACACAUUGUAUUAGUAUAAUGCACAUUAUACAGCAGGUUUUCAAAGUCUGGAAUCAAAGUAGUAUAGGAUCUGUAGAAUUCAUGACCGCUUUCACUAUUGUUAGUUGUGUAUAUGUGUGUUUAUGUACAGUUAGUUAUAUAGAGAGUGUGUGUGGGUGAAAGGGGUAUAUAGUCCGUUAUAGUUUGUUUUUAUAAUAUGAAAAUAUCCGCACAUAUUCACAUAAUACAAAUGACCAAUAUUUAUACCAUCAAUCUUUAAAAAAUCACCACACACGUGCUUAUGUGAACAUUUUUUCAGGUUUUCUUCUUUUUAAAUUUUUAUAUUACUCUUGAGUGAACAUUUAGAUAAUAUUGUAGUGUAUAUUUUAACAUUUAUAAUAAGGUCUGCCCCUUGUUUUUUUAUAUUAAGAAACAAUGUUUGUAAAGAAACUAGCUGUAAAUAGCCCAGUGUCUUUUCACAACAAUUUUGCUAUUUACCGGAAAGUUAUAAUUGUAUUCUACACUGAUUUAGUAAUCUGUGAUGAAUGGGGGUCCAUCAGUCAUAAACUUUGCUGCUAUGUUCUUGCACACUUAGCUUUGUUAUUGUCCGUUUAUAAGAUGGAAACUAACUCCGUCUGAAAAUCCUUUAGCAAUAGCAGACAUUGAUGUUGAUGCGUGUGUAUAGGUAUAUACUGUAUGUAUUUUUUAUAGUUUUAUUUUUUUAAUGCAUGCACACGUAAAUAGGAUGCAGGAGCCGCACCUUAAUUGGCUACGCUUGCAUCUCCAAGCGUGACACCUCAGCAUGCAUGCACUGACUACAUGAAGGCAUGGCAAGCAGCCUGUGAUUAAAAUAUAAUUAUAUCCUAACUGCUGCUGCACAACCUUACUAUGUCCAAACCAGUACAACAUGUUUUGCUGUUAUAACCAUAUAAAUGUAUAGCAAUAGUUAGUGUUAAUGUUAAUGUUUAAAGGAAUACUGAAGUGGUCCCGCUGUGCUCUGCGCAUAUUAGGAAAGAAUGCACUAAAUCUCUGGAACAGGAGGAUUAACUCACUAAUUGUAAUACAUCUUGUAAUACAUGUAUACAAGAAAUAGGUCAGUGAUACAUCAGCAUUUCUCCAAGAACCACAUUUUAAUUUCCUUUUAAGCCAUUUAUUGUUUUACAUUUUAUAUGUAUGUUAAAAUAGCUGAGAUAAAAAAAACUGUCUGUACUUUUAAAAACAUUUCUAUCCUUUUUCCCAAAGAAUGUCUGUUCCCC